Messenger RNA from Diospyros lotus (date-plum), 1266 nucleotides. RefSeq lists its product as uncharacterized. The coding region runs from base 43 to 1149 and encodes 368 amino acids. The record is from RefSeq and is a predicted model, not a curated record. Gene Ontology annotation, molecular function: hydrolase activity. The transcript has 9 exons. NCBI's taxonomy places the organism in Eukaryota, Viridiplantae, Streptophyta, Magnoliopsida, Ericales, Ebenaceae.
AGGCAGGUGGCAGAUGGAGAAAAGAGGAACCAUAUAUAUAAGAUGUCGCGCACGUUCUUGCUCGUCCAAACAGUCUCUUCGUGUCUGUUCGGUGCCCCACUCUCGUCUUCGUCGUCCAAGCUCCGCUAUCGCUCUCCCAUGGCGACCUCGGUUCGAAUCGCAGUCGUCGGAGACGUCCAUGACUGUUGGAAUCUGCAAGAAGAUACAAAGGCUCUUCAGUUGUUGAAGCCGGAUCUGGUGCUGUUUACAGGUGAUUUUGGGAAUGAGAAUGUUGAACUUGUCAGAAGCAUUGCAGACUUAGAAAUUGCUAAAGCUGUUAUAUUGGGAAACCAUGACGCCUGGAGUACCCAGCAAUUUGCUCAAAGGAGGAAGGACCGAGUCCAGCUGCAACUGGAAUGCCUUGGUGAAGAGCAUGUAGGCUACAGACGAUUGGAUUAUCCUAUGUUAAAGCUAAGUAUUGUUGGUGGACGGCCAUUUUCUUCUGGAGGUCAGCAGUUGUUCAGGAAAAGGCUUCUGGCUACAAGAUUGGAAUUUCCUGUUAGAUAUGGAGUCCAUGACAUGGAUGGGAGCUCAAAGAGAAUUUAUGAAGCUGCUUUGGGCACACAAGAGGAUCAUUCUGUUAUAUUUCUGGCUCAUAAUGGUCCCACAGGUCUAGGAUCUAAUGUGAACGACAUCUGUGGGAGAGAUUGGGUGUUCGGAGGUGGUGAUCAUGGCGAUCCAGACUUGGCACACGCCAUUUCCCGCUUGAAGGAGACAACCAAAUUAUCUAUCCCUUUGGUUGUGUUUGGCCACAUGCAUAAAGAUCUGGCUGACGGAAAUGGUCUCAGAAAGAUGAUAGUGGUUGGUGCUGACAACACUGUAUACCUGAAUGGUGCCAUUGUUCCUAGAGUAAAAGAGUUGGGUAAUGAACACGCCACCUACAGCAGAAGCUUUAUGAACAAUGAAACGCCACUUAGCAAUCAAAACGCGGAAGGCACGGUGAGAGCUUUUACUUUGGUAGAGAUGUUGGACGGGAAGUUGGAGAAGAUUGUAGAAACUUGGGUUUCUGUUAUUGGACAAAGGGCUGCCUUAGAAGAGGAGAGCAUUAUAUAUGGUAGGGGUCCAGAGGCUCUGAGAGCGCUGUGUAGUGGGUUGAGUUUCAAUAAUUAGCUCCUUACGUACUCUGAAAAACCUGGGUUUUUACCCUAAUUCAUGCUCUGUAUAUCAUUCGGAUCAAACUCUGGUGGUUUUAAUUCUGUUUUGUAAUCCAGACACUUUUUUAAAGUA